Molecule: messenger RNA, 936 nt
Organism: Penicillium manginii
Lineage: Eukaryota; Fungi; Ascomycota; Eurotiomycetes; Eurotiales; Aspergillaceae
Exons: 1
Coding region: 1-936 (311 amino acids)
Source: RefSeq, a predicted model, not a curated record
AUGAACGGACUCGGUGUUGGUGGCUCCCAAAGCCCGGACUUAGUGAACGCCGCCAACGCCCUUCUCUAUGCAUUCAUGACCAUCACUUGCUUUGCCGGCCCGUGGAUAACGAAUGUUAUUGGCUUCCGCUGGACCCUAUCUCUGGGUUCAAUAGGCUAUCCGCUUUACGCAGCUGGUCUAUAUCUUAACAAUCGCACCGGUGCUACGUGGCUUGUCUAUCUUGGCUCUGUCACAUGCGGUAUUAGUGCUGGCUUCUUUUGGAGUGUUGAAGGGGCCGUCGCUACAGGCUAUCCGGAGCAACACAAGCGAGGUCGCUACAUUGCUACAUGGUUUACAUUCCGCAACUUCGGAAAUAUUAUUGGAGGCGCUGUUGCCCUCGGAAUCAACCACAACGUCAAUCAGCGAGGAAAGGUCGGCUACCAAACUUACCUUGCUUUCAUUGCGAUUCAAUGUCUGGGUCUAUUCAUCGGUUUGCUUCUCUCAAACCCUGAUAAGGUCCAACGAGAUGAUCAUACUAAAAUUGAAGCGCCUCGCAAUAUCCAUUGGCGGGAUGAGAUGAAAGCAAUGUGGCGCCUGGGUACGAGCAAGUCGAUUCUUCUCCUGGUUCCAUUAUUUUGGUACUUUGGGUGGAUCCAGGCAUAUCCUGGCACAUACCUUGCGACCUAUUUUACAGUCAGGUCGCGCUCACUUGGGAGCUUCAUGAAUGCCGUGGUAGGCACAUUCGCAACGUGGCUUGGCGGCUCACUAGUUGACCUUCCAUGGCACAAGAGCCGCAAAGUACGAGCCAUUACCACUUUUAUUUUGAUCGCGGUGCUUAACAGUGCAACCUGGAUCUGGGCAGUCGUCAUUCAGAAUGAAUAUCGACAAACUAAGCCUGUCCUGAGACUGGGCCGACCAACGUGCAUUCGGUCGAGGAUUUGGUCUUUUCUUGUUUGA